Caenorhabditis elegans is the source of this 2127-nucleotide messenger RNA. RefSeq names its product Protein kinase domain-containing protein (gene nefr-1). The record is from RefSeq and is marked reviewed. NCBI's taxonomy places the organism in Eukaryota, Metazoa, Nematoda, Chromadorea, Rhabditida, Rhabditidae. The coding region runs from base 10 to 1935 and encodes 641 amino acids. The transcript is spliced from 9 exons.
UCAGUCGACAUGCCGCGUAUCAAGCAAGCGCCGACAAAGAGACACUCGUUUAAGCGAAUGGAAUCGAGAGAAGCCGACGAGAGUUUUCUCGACGAGGAAGAAAUCGAACGAAUAAAGGAGGAACUUCAACGAGUGCAAAACGAGAAAAAGAAGCACAUUCAGAGAAUGCAAGCUCGACUCGAACAAAGUGAAGCUCUAACUUCCGACACUGAAAGCAAUGAAGCGGCGAGAAGAUCACGUGAACCGGCACGAAAUCUCGUAGAAGGAUUCCAGAAAGUUAAGGAAAGAUAUCGAUUCAAUAUUGAACAUAUCGAGGAAAAAUAUAAAGCACGAGAAGAAAGUGGAUGCCCAGAGUCUCGUGUUGAAAUGGAUAUUCAUGGAAAUGUUUAUUUUCCGGAAACAAUGAGCGCGGCUCGUCAGCAGACUUUUGUCAAUCGAAUGUUUCAGAAUUGGAUGACUUUAGGAAAGGGAAGUGUUUCGGCACCGAGAAAUUCGAUUAGCUCAUUUGAUGGAGAUAAUCGAGCGUUGAAGAAGUCAAAGCAGCUUGAUGAUCAGUUUCGAAGGAAACUCAGAAAUUCUUACGAUAAUGUUUUUGAGGAUGACUACUAUGGGAAUGGAAGACGUGGAACAAUUAUAAGCUCCUCACAUGUGUCAGGAAUUCCAUUGAGAAGACGAUCACCAUUCUCGUCGUCCAAAUCCACCGCCCCCAUCAAAAGUCGUCAUUAUCGUUCCAGAUUCUCCGAAAGUCUCGAGGAUAAUGUUUUCCGAUCCCCCGAAAGACAUUCGCGAUACGAGGAUCGUCCAACCACAUCCAAUGCCGCGAAAUUUGAAUUUUCGGACGACGAGGAGAGUGAGGAAGAGGCGACAGACGACGAGAGCAGUGGAAGUGAUGAGGAUGAAGUUCUGACAGAUGAAGAAGAUGAGGAGGUUGAAAAUUCAUCAAAUUUGAUCAGAAAACCGUUGAAAAUGGAGAUUCCUUCACCGAAAAUUCAAAAAAUCUCCCUCUUCACCUUAUCCUACACUCCGGGUCUUCCUAGAAAUGGAAUCAAGCUUGAAUUCCCUCAAAUUCCCGCCAAACUGGAGAUCAGCACACCGAAACCUUUGAUUUCGUCAUCUUUAGCGGAACCUGAGAAUAAGGAAAAUACCAAGCCCAAUUCUCCAUACAGCCUAAGAAAACGGGCUGUCGAUAGCUCGAAAAAGCCUGGAAAAAGUGAUUCUCCAGCAGUUUCUAGUCCAUCCAUCACAACUCCAGUUCCUACAAGACCGACUAGACUGAGAAAGUCUGCCGGAAAGCCUGAAGAUAAUGGAACAGAAAAGUGCCAGAAUAAGGCUCCUUAUUGUAAGCACUGUGAGCUGCUCAAGGAGGAAAAGAAGAAAGCAAAAUUGGAAGCGAAGAAUAUUCCAAGUACGUCUGGAACACCAGUUGUUGCUCAAACCGUCGUGCAGAAACCAGCGAAAAAAUCGGAGAAAGUUACACCAAAAUGCCAAAGUAAACGACGAUCGGAAACUGUGGCAGCAACGGAGCCAGUGACGAAGAAACAGAAAUUGAGCGAUUCGGAUAUAAUUUCAAUUCCUUCCUCGAUGGCGGUAGCAGUGGAUACCGAACUAAUCGCUGCGGAAAACUCGACUCUCACCGCCAAAAAUCUCCCGAAAUUCGCAGAAAACUCGCCUGAAGCGUCUGUAUGGAGCUCGAGCAUCGAUCAGACGUGGAUUCAAGAAGUGAAAAAUGCUCGCGGAGCAAGAAAGGAUCCACGAUUUUUUGGAGUUCCAGCGAAAGAAUAUCCCAAAGACACUCCGAUGAUCAAUUUUUGGGUGGAUAAUCUUCGUUGGAACAAAAACGAAAAAGACCCAUUCGACACGGAUUUCCGCAGAAGUCUCGCACAGGACAAAAAAGCUCGUCACGAUGUGAAAGCGGGCUAUGGUGUUCGACGUUAGGGAAUUUUUUUUUUGCAGAAAUUCCAAUUUUCUACUUUGUUAAAGUUCUAUUUUAUUUUUAUAUCAUUACCGGUAUUUUCAGCCGUUCUACUAAUUCCCCAAUUCCUUUAAAAAAUGUUCCUUUUGUUGUAAAAUAAGAAAUCCCAUUAUUUUUGCAAUUAUUUCCGGUUUGUCAAAUGAAUUAUAGCUUAG